ACUCUCUGAUGCUGGGGACAGAGGUCGACCUGCAGCAGGUGGAGAACACUGUGUUUGCCAUAGAGACUGUGUUCAAGGCAUGGCUUCAAGAACAGGGUGGAGACAGAGAGCACCUUCACCUCUUGCUACCAAGCCCCAUGGAUAACCUCAUUCCAGUGUGCGUGAAGUGUGACAUGCAGGAGCGCAUGAUAAGCCCGGCGCUCAUCCCGCUGACCCCGAACCUGGGAGUGAAGACUGAGAGCAUUCGGGACUUCCUGCCUGGCCCUAAGGGCUUGGCCAAUCAAAGCCCAGCACCGCAGACACUGAAAGUGAUCAAAGUUCUGCGUGCAGACGGAGUGUGUGAGAGUGUGUUGUACGGCCUUCCGCUGGUGAUCCGCCCAACCACCUGCUGGCAGCUGGACUGGGAUGAAAUGGAGAACAACCAGAACUUGUUCCAUGCCCUCUGCCACACACUCAGGAGUCGUGACCUGUUCCUGCUGCUGCAGGUGGAGCCGGCUCAGAAGUCUGCAGCUGGAGCCUCAGGUGUGUAUUCCCACUACAUCCUCCAGCCAUCUUCAUCUCUGUCCCUGCUGCUGAAGCCUGUGGUCUCCAGAGAGUUGCUGCUGCCGUGCUCACAGCUGGUCUCGGCUCAGGACCCUGCACAUCACGCCAUGCAGACUAUACAGAGCUGUCUCACUCAGCUGGAUGAGGAGUUUGUUUUAAACCCUCUCACCCUGAGCAGUAACCUCUACCAGCACCUCAGGAGCCGAGGCCUGCUCUCCCAGCCACGAUACCCAUACAGGAUUCAGCCACCACAGGAGGGCCCUAAAAGCACAGGCAGCAGACAGCCACGGCAGCUACAAAACUACAGUCGCCAACUGGGAAUGAACAAGGUCAGGGCCACCGUUGCUCCGCUACCCUCCUCCUCCGCCGCCUCCUCUUCCUCCUCGCUGGGACCUCCUCCCAGCAAGGCCUCCCGCCCAGCUCUGAACUUCCUCAGCAGCAGCAGCAGUGGCAGCAGUCGGGCCCCUACCCGGCAAGAGGGAAACGAUGAUGAUGAUGAUGAUAACUCUGUGCUAAUACAGUAAGAGUGCUGCAGGGUUAGUAGCAGAAAGUGAGGAAAAGUCCAUUGUUGCACACUUCAAAGGGGUUCCAGUGGAAUUAGCGCACCUGCAAAUAUAUAGGCCCUCACACACACACACACACACACACACAUAUUUGGCUAAUUGGUCUCCACUGUAAAGCUGGUGAGCAAUCAGGCAGCUCAUAAAGGCUUUAAAGAAAGGAAGAGACAAGCUAAUUUGCACGUAAAUGCACACAGGAGGCCGUGCAACACGCUGCGAGCACACUUACUCUGCACUGCACUCUGGGUGGUUCUUCUGACACUUUCUUUCAUCUCUAUUUAUUCUCACCGCUCGCUCGAACAAUAUUAGUUAGAUCUGAAUUUAACAAGCCUCCGUCGCUGCAUUUGCAAGCAUGUGCGUGUAUGUGUGCGAGCGUGAAUGUGAGAAAGGAAAGUUUCAGCUCGCUGCCAUGUGCAGAUUGCUGAGUUAGCAAAACGUCAAAAUCACACACCGUAAACAAUGAAAAAGAAAAAAGCAGGAUAAAAGAUGAAAAGAAGGGAAGCGGCAGGACAAUGAAAGCCUUAAACAGUCACCCAAAAAAAAAUGGGGGGAAGUAAUAAGAAGUUGCAAAAAAAAAAAGAACAAACGUGGGUGGUGUGUGGGAGAUCAGAGGAAGAUUAAAAGCUGAUGGAUGUAUAAAAAGCAGUGUCUGUGCGCUACAGCACGCACGCUGGCACGCACAGCUUUAAGUCAAAAGGAAACUAGCUACAAAACUACAAUUGAUGCAUAAUAAACGAGACGUGCUGCAUAAAGACUUAUAGCGCGCACACAUGCACAUUCCAUCUUGAGCUCCCGUUCGAACACAGCUUCACUGUUUCAGCGAGCCAGAGACAGAGAGGCCUCUCUGCUCGCCUUUACCCCCGCCGCCAGCUCUCUCUCAGAGGGUUUAAAGGCAGCGUGAGGGGGAGGAGGGUGGAUGGAAGAAAACUGAUAAAAUCUCCAGUGUGUUCUGUGAAAACGUGAAUAUGACAACUUUGCAUUGGAAAAAAACACUCCGUUGUGUCUGCGAGUGAGUGAGUGUGUGUG
Pundamilia nyererei is the source of this 2129-nucleotide messenger RNA. Its product is annotated as meiosis 1 arrest protein-like. The transcript has 8 exons. The annotation marks the transcript as partial. Gene Ontology annotation, biological process: meiosis I; male meiosis chromosome separation; spermatogenesis. The record is from RefSeq and is a predicted model, not a curated record. NCBI's taxonomy places the organism in Eukaryota, Metazoa, Chordata, Actinopteri, Cichliformes, Cichlidae.